UCGGCGACAGGAGCAGCCUGAGCCGUCAGGGCCACUGUUGUUAUUUUCAUAAUUCACCGAGAUUUUAUUAAUAGAAAAAGCUGUCUGCAAAUGACCUGUUUUCCGUCUCUUUGCGGUGAAAUCCAAAACACUUCAGGCGACCCCUCUCUUGGCGAAGGAGCAAAUCGUAGAUGUUUUCACAUCAUCUUUAAUUGAAUGGAAUGCGAAUACUCCACUGUGGUAGCCCAGUGCCUGCCUUGAAUAUAGAUAAUGGGCUGUGUGCAAUGCAAGGACAAAGAGGCAACCAAACUCACAGACGACAGAGAAACUAGUGUCUCACAGCAUGCAGGAUAUCGAUAUGGGGCUGAUCCGACACCUCAGCACUACCCCAGCUUUGGAGUCACCACUAUACCCAACUACAAUAACUUCCAUGCGCCUGUCAGUCAAGGAGUGACUGUGUUUGGGGGAGUGAACUCUUCUUCACAAUCUGGAACGCUACGAUCCCGGGGUGGAACAGGAGUAACACUCUUUGUAGCACUUUAUGAUUAUGAGGCAAGGUCAGAGGAUGACCUCAGCUUCAGGAAAGGGGAAAAGUUCCAGAUUCUAAAUAGCACGUUUGGGGUCAGAGCCUAUUCAUUGUCCAUACAGGACUGGGAUGAAACUAAAGGUGACCACGUGAAGCACUACAAGAUCCGCAAAUUGGACAAUGGAGGAUAUUACAUCACCACUAGAGCUCAAUUUGAAACACUGCAGCAGCUUGUGCACCAUUAUUCUGCCCGGGCUGCAGGACUUUGUUGCCGUUUAAUAGUCCCGUGCCAUAAAGGCAUGCCCCGCCUUGCUGACCUGUCUGUCAAAACCAAAGAUGUAUGGGAGAUCCCACGGGAAUCACUUCAGCUCCUCAAACGAUUGGGGAAUGGACAGUUCGGAGAGGUCUGGAUGGGCACUUGGAAUGGCAAUACUAAAGUGGCAGUGAAGACCUUGAAACCAGGCACAAUGUCCCCAGAGUCGUUCCUGGAGGAGGCUCAGAUAAUGAAGAAACUGAGGCAUGACAAGCUAGUGCAGCUUUAUGCGGUCGUCUCUGAAGAACCCAUCUAUAUUGUGACAGAAUAUAUGAGCAAAGGAAGCCUGCUGGAUUUCUUGAAGGAUGGUGAAGGACGUGGCCUUAAAUUGCCAAAUUUAGUGGACAUGGCCGCUCAGGUCGCUGCAGGCAUGGCUUACAUUGAAAGGAUGAACUACAUCCACAGAGAUCUGCGGUCUGCCAAUAUACUUGUUGGUGACAGCUUAGUGUGCAAGAUUGCAGAUUUUGGACUGGCCAGACUAAUAGAGGACAAUGAAUACACAGCACGGCAAGGUGCCAAGUUCCCAAUCAAGUGGACGGCUCCAGAGGCAGCACUCUACGGAAGGUUUACCAUCAAGUCAGACGUGUGGUCAUUUGGAAUACUACUCACAGAGCUGGUCACCAAAGGACGCGUACCCUAUCCAGGCAUGAACAACCGAGAAGUCUUGGAGCAAGUAGAGCGUGGUUACAGGAUGCCCUGUCCCCAGGACUGUCCCAGCUCCCUGCACGAGCUCAUGCUCCAAUGCUGGAAGAGGGAUCCCGAGGAGCGGCCCACCUUUGAGUAUCUGCAAGCCUUCCUGGAGGAUUACUUCACUGCCACUGAACCACAGUACCAACCCGGGGACAACCUCUAAACACGGAGCUCCAGACUACAGAGUAUGCCACAAAAGACUGCCCUUCAAAAAACUGAUCGAAAGAGCAUUUGAUGAGAAAAGCUUCCAAGUUUUGUGCCAUCUCGACCCUGUAUCUGACACAAUUCAUCUUCCAUUGAAAAAAGGACAUGCAGUCGCAUUAUGUUUGUCAGUAAAGCCAAAAAUAGAGUUCUGGGGAGAGACAUCAGUCACACUUAAUGAUAAGAAUGGUUUGUUUGUAUGUAGUGUAAAUAGUGUGUUUAGUUUUCCCUUGUAUUUGGCUUGUUUUAUUACUUUUUAUAAUGCUGUUUUGCGUUCUUAUCCAGGCCGUGAAAGUCGACGCUGUGAGGAAAGCAUGAUCAACAGAGGCGGUAUUAACCGUUUUAAGAUUUACAAUGAUUCUGGAAAUCAUUCCUAGACACUUCCAGUAGGAUGCUGACCAGCCUCUUUUAAAUAUUAAAGGAAUUCUGUCAGUUGUAUAUUAAAUUAACUAUACGUGUCAAAACACUCCCUUUUAGCCGAGACAUAUAGCAGUACAUAGGUAGCAUUUCUGACACACUCUUGUGACUUUCACAGAAGGUAAUGAUGUCUGCCCUGGUUUUAGUGAUUUUGCUGGGCCUAAUUAUUUUGCACCUGUUUUAGCAAGCGCUCAAUGUCUAUCUUUUGUUUACUGCUUCUUAGAAUGAGUGCAUUUUCUAUUUAGUCACUUUGGUUUAACAAUAGAGCAGUGUAUGUAUCAGAAUAGUAAGAGACCAAGUGGGCAUUAUGCUUGACCAUACUUGCAUCUUUCCUGCAAAUAAGAUAAAAUGACUGCUAACAUCCUUACUGUUGUGAGAGAGAAAAAACGAGUCCAUUAAAUAUAUCUCACAAUAUCAUGCAUUAUAAAAUAACAUGACUAAAUGCGUAGAGAAAUAUUAUGAAAUGGUAGAAUUUCACUCAAGAUAACUCAUUGCUGGUCUGCCUUGUUUUUUGCCCCUCAUUUUGUCCUUCAUGAUAAAAUGACAUGUCUGAAUAUUCAUUAUUGGGUCAUUCUUUACGUUUUUGUCGCAUUUAAGAAGUGACAAGACCUCUCUGUGAACAUUCUUACUGUAGGUCAAAGAUAUUCUCACAUAUUCCGUGUGCGACAAUCAGAGAUGGGCAUAAAUACUUGAAAAUGUAUUUAAAAUACAAAUACAAAAUACUGUGUG
Messenger RNA from Sinocyclocheilus grahami, 2855 nucleotides. RefSeq names its product tyrosine-protein kinase fyna-like. Gene Ontology annotation, biological process: protein phosphorylation. Gene Ontology annotation, molecular function: protein binding; protein tyrosine kinase activity; ATP binding. The coding region runs from base 250 to 1671 and encodes 473 amino acids. The record is from RefSeq and is a predicted model, not a curated record. The transcript has 12 exons. NCBI's taxonomy places the organism in Eukaryota, Metazoa, Chordata, Actinopteri, Cypriniformes, Cyprinidae.